Molecule: messenger RNA, 4383 nt
Organism: Chelmon rostratus (copperband butterflyfish)
Lineage: Eukaryota; Metazoa; Chordata; Actinopteri; Chaetodontiformes; Chaetodontidae
Gene: pde5ab
Product: phosphodiesterase 5A, cGMP-specific, b
Exons: 22
Coding region: 14-2680 (888 amino acids)
Biological process (GO): signal transduction
Molecular function (GO): 3',5'-cyclic-GMP phosphodiesterase activity; protein binding
Source: RefSeq, a predicted model, not a curated record
UCGGCUUUGCGCCAUGGAGGACUGCUGUUCCCCGGAAAGCGAGAGGAUGGAAGCGUGGCUGGACGACCACUUGGAGUUCACCCGCUCCUACUUUAUCAGGAAGGCGUCAAGGGAGAUGGUGAACGCCUGGUUCGCUGAGCGCGUCCACUCCAUCCAGCCUUCCAGAGAAAAUCCUCCACAGCAGUGGGCCCACCAGUCCUCCACAGACCCCGCUCCCCUCUCUGCUUCCUCCAUCCUCCCACCCACCCUCAGCCUCCUGGACAACCGCUGCCCGUCCCCAGCCACCGUCCCCAGCCCGGCCCCGAGCACCCCGACUCGCAAGAUCUCAGCAUCAGAGUUCGACCGCCCGCUCAGACCCAUUGUGGUUAAAGACGCUGAGGGCUCUCUGACGUUUCUGAGCGACACUGACCGAGAGACCGUCCCUCUGCGGGGCUCAGUGAUGGGUGAGGGUGGUGUCGGCGGGGGAGGUAAUGGAGGCGGAUGCAGCGGGGCAGGUAGUGGCGGCGGGGGUGACCGCUGCGCCAGGCUGCUGGAGCUGGUGAAGGACGUGUCGAGCCAUCUGGACGUGACAGCACUCUGCCACAAGAUCUUCCUCCACAUCAACGAGCUGAUCGCUGCGGACCGCUACUCGCUGUUCCUGGUGGGCGAGGACAGCUCCAACAGGAAGUUCUUGGUCAGCCGCCUGUUCGACGUAGCUGAGGGAUCCACGCUGGAGGAGUCCUCGAGUAACUGCAUCCGGCUGGAGUGGAACAAGGGCAUCGUGGGACACGUGGCCGCCACGGGACAGCCGCUCAACAUCAAGAACGCUUACGAGGACCCCAGGUUCAAUGCUGAGGUGGACUUGAUCACAGGUUACAAAACCCAGAGUAUCCUUUGCCUUCCCAUCAAGAACCACAGAGAAGAGGUGGUUGGAGUAGCUCAGGCUAUCAAUAAGAAAUGUGGGGAUGAUGGUGCCUUCACUGACCAAGAUGAAAAGGACUUCUCGGCCUAUCUGGCCUUUUCGGGCAUCGUCCUGCACAACGCUCAGCUCUACGAGACGUCGCAGCUGGAAAACAGACGCAAUCAGGUGCUGUUGGACCUGGCCAGUCUCAUCUUUGAGGAGCAGCAGUGUCUGGAGGUCUUACUGAGGAAGAUCGCGGGAACCAUCCUCUCCUUUAUGCAGGCGCAGGCUUGUACCGUCUUCAUCGCUGACGAAGACUCCAUGAACUCCUUCUCCAGUGUCUUUCACAUGGAAUACGACGAGCUGAGUGAAGUCCUAGACGCCCCCAAAAGGGACUGUGACGUCAGUCAGAUUAACUACAUGUACGCCCAGUAUGUUAAAAACACCAUGCUGCCUCUCAACAUUGCAGACGUCACAAAGGACCAGCGCUUCCCCUGGACAGGUGAAAACCCAGAUCACACCAGCAACCAGAUCAAGAGUUUGCUCUGCACGCCCAUCAGGAAUGGCAAGAAGGACAAAGUGAUAGGUGUGUGUCAGUUAGUGAAUAAGAUGGAUGAGGCAUCAGGCAGCGUGAAGGCCUUCAACAGGAACGACGAGCAGUUCCUGGAGGCGUUCGCCAUCUUCUGCGGCCUCGGCAUCCAGAACACGCAGAUGUACGAGACAGUGGAGAGAGCCAUGGCCAAGCAAGAGGUCACGCUGGAGGUGUUGUCCUACCACGCCUCCGCCGCGGAGGAGGAAUCGCGGGAACUCCAGGUAACCGCGGUAGCCAUGGUGCCGUCAGCCCAGUCGCUGCGUCUUCUGGACUUCAGCUUCAGUGACUUCGACUUGUCAGACACCGAAACCACGCUGGCCACUGUCCGCAUGUUUGUCGACCUCAACCUGGUCCAGAACUUCCAGAUGAAGUACACGAGUUUAUGCCAGUGGAUUCUGAGUGUGAAGAAGAACUACAGGAAGAAUGUGGCUUAUCACAACUGGAGGCACGCCUUCAACACCGCUCAGAGCAUGUUCGCCCUCCUCAAGUCCGGACGCUUGCAGAAUAACCUGAAUGAUAUGGAGGUCUUGGCUUUAAUGAUUGCAACUCUCAGCCACGACCUGGACCACAGAGGAGUCAACAACUCCUACAUACAGAGGAGCGACCACCCACUGGCCCAGCUCUACUGCCACUCCACCAUGGAGCAUCACCAUUUUGACCACUGCCUCAUGAUCCUCAACAGCCCUGGCAACCAGAUCCUGAGCGGUCUCUCGCUAGAUGAGUACAAGACCACUCUGAAGAUGAUCGAGAGGGCUAUUCUGGCCACCGACCUGGCCCUGUACAUGAAGAGGCGCGGGGAGUUCUUUGAGCUCACCAAGAACAGUCAGUUUGUUUGGGAGGACGAACAUCACAGAGACUUACUGAGGUCAAUGCUGAUGACUGCGUGCGAUAUCUCAGCCAUCACCAAGCCAUGGCCAGUGCAGAAAAGGAUUGCGGAGCUGGUAGCGACAGAGUUCUUCGAGCAGGGGGACAAGGAAAGACGCGAGCUGAACAUUGAGCCCAGUGACCUAAUGAAUCGUGAGAAAAGAGAUAAGAUUCCCAGCAUGCAGGUGUCCUUCAUUGAUGCCAUCUGCACUCAGUUAUAUGAGACCUUGGCUGGCAUGUCGGAGUAUUGCUCCCCGUUGUUGGAAGGAUGUCAGAAAAAUCGGCAGCAUUGGAAGCGUUUGGCCGAGGAGUGCGAGAAGGGGCUGGUCAACGGCUUGGUGUGAUGCCACACCAUUUUGGUUUUCAACCAACACAUAUUUCCAGGGUUUGCCUUGUGCAACCAGGUCUCACAAAAUUUCAUUAAAUUAGCAUGACACGCAAGGACAAAUAACACACUUUAUGCACGGAAAGUGGCCAAAAAAUUAAUUUUCCUAUCAGGAAAAGAUUAUGUAUUGGGAAAAAACACUGGAUUUGGUUUGACAGCGACAGGGCAGAUACACUUGCCUUCAACUUUUGCAACCUUAAAGUAGGUUUUCUAACUCUUCAAGAAUAAUUCCAGGCUCUUACAAAUUCGGCCUUAUUUUUGCAGGUUUGGCCAUCAUUUCUAUUUGGAAUAAUAAGAUUGUACUAAACCAGGUUAAUUGCUCAGAUCUGGGAGUGCAGCAGCAUCACUAAACAAGACUUAGAACCAUGCUAGCCUAGCAGUCAGGCUUUACUUAGGCACAGCAGUGGUUUGAGCUAAAUGCUAACAUAAGUAUGCUAACCGGUUCACCAGGACAAUACGAGCAUGCUGAUGUGUAGGGUACCGUGGUGAGAUACUAUAUCUUUCCCAUGUUCGCCAUCUUAGUUUUGUGUGUUAGUAUGCUAACGUUUGCUAAUUAUGCCUAAACACAAAGAAAACCAAGGUGAAUGAUAAAAUUACCCACCAAAAUGUCCUGUAAACAUCCAUCACAGUUUAUUGGACUUAACGUUUAUUGUAAAAAAUUACUUUCGAGGUUUGGAUAAUCUGUUUACAGCCAUUGUGAUCAGCUCUUAUCCUGCUAGACUUUAGCGAUGCCACCACGUUCCCUGAUCUCAGCAGCAACUUUGGGGAGUGCAUAUCAAAACAGAUAGAAAUGAUGCUCAAAACUACAAAAACAAGACCCAACGCGUUUUAUUCCUUAACAGAAAACCUGAAACAAAUUGCAUGUUAUGAGUAUAACUGUUAGCUAACUCAUGGCAAAGUGACAACGACGUGCAAUUUUGUGUUCAUAAUGCGGACUCCUUGUUUCAAAGGUCGUGCUCAAUUCGCCAAGCUUUGCGAGACUUGUCUUCCCGUCACAAUCAUCCGUUCAUGGGCUUUCACUCACCAGAGAAAAUAGCAGUCAGCACUAAGAUAUAUUUAUACCAUAGCCAUUUUUAUUUUUGCACAGAGUGGCUUUCAUCGUGGAGUGUCACCUACACUCUCUCACGGGUAGUGAACUGUAGGGGAAGGCACCAUUACAGUGGGAUUGUACGCAUAUCUUUACAGUGUCACAAUAAUCUGAUAAGCUUGUUAAAUGUCUGUCACAGCACACGGUUUGAGUCUUUUGUAACGUUUCACUCAUUGUCUUAACUAUUGCAUAUUUAUUUUUUGUUUUAUAUAUUUAUUAGAGUUUAUAUAUUGUAAGGUCAUCCUUUUAUCAGGAGCACACACUUCUUUAUAUAGGAAAUGUAGUUUUCAUACUUAAAAUAAAUCCCUUCCACCGCUUUUUUGAAGGACCUUUCGUAGUAACAACUCUUUCAGAUGACAUUUGGAAGUGUACUGUAUUGUGUUAUUUGAAUUUUUUUUUUUUUAUGUAAAAGAGCCAAAGACUAGGCUAUCAAUUUCAAAGGGAAAUGGGUCUAGAUUUUUCCACUGCCUUGUUGUGAUAACAGGACCAAUUCACCAUUCAAAUAAAAAAAACUUUUUAUUUGUCCACAUGCUUUUCCCCUAUAAGAGAUUCUUUUAUAUCUCGUUUUUAUAGCU